Messenger RNA from Aspergillus sclerotioniger CBS 115572, 1977 nucleotides. RefSeq names its product acetyl-CoA synthetase-like protein. The annotation marks the transcript as partial. NCBI's taxonomy places the organism in Eukaryota, Fungi, Ascomycota, Eurotiomycetes, Eurotiales, Aspergillaceae. The transcript has 3 exons. The record is from RefSeq and is a predicted model, not a curated record.
CUCUCUUCCCCGCCAUCAUGUCAACCCUAAACCCCUCCUCCGACUUUGACAUCAACAACCAGCUGCUUCCCAAUAUUGUUGACCACUAUGCUCAAGUCAAACCCGAUGCCAUCUACGCCGAAUACCCCGUCAAUCCCGUGAGCUAUGACGACGGGUACCGCCCCAUCACCUACAAGGCAUUUGCCAACACCAUCAAUGGUCUGGCCAAGUUCCUGACCGAGACCUUGGGACCGGGUCAUGGCGAAAUCCUCAGCUAUCUGGGUCCCAAUGACCUGCGCUAUCCGGCUUUAGUGAUGGCUGCCCUCAAGGCGGGAUAUUGCAUGUUCAUGACCUCGCCGCGAAACAGUGCUGCAGCGCACCAGUCUCUAUUCACCAAGCUGGACUGCAAGACGCUGCUGGCACCUGUGCCGCGACCCCCCUUCAUUGCGGGGAUCCUGGAAGCUCAUACCCUCAAUGUCGUCGAUAUGCCGGGUCUCGACGAACUCCUCACCACCGAGUACCCCCAUUUCGUAUACACCAAGACCUACCCAGAAGCUGCCUCGGAGCGAAUGGCCAUCAUCCACACCUCCGGGUCAACGGGAAUCCCCAAGCCCGUUAUCUGGACCCAUGACAGUGCCGUCAAGCACAUGCACAUGAAUGUCAUGGAACCGCCCGAGGGCCACGAAUGCCAGGGGCACUGGGGCUUUGGCAAGAGGAUGUAUCUGACAUUGCCCCCAUUCCAUGCUGCGGGACUGGGCCACAUGAUCUUUGUGACGAUGCCCGUGGACACCACCAUCAUCAUCCCCACGUCGGCUGGCCUUCCCACUGCUGCUGCCCUGGUGGCAGCUCGGAAGCAGACCCCUUUCGAAUUUGCCAUGGUCCCGCCAUCCUUGCUGCAGGAACUGGCCCAGACCCCAGAGCUCCUAGACUACUGUAGCACUCAGAUCGAGUUCUUGUGCUACGGAGGAGGCGAUGUGCCCCAGGAGAUCGGCAAUGCCGUCGCCCGCAAGAUCAAGCUCGUAAAUGCGUACGGCGCGUCGGAAUUAGGCAACUUGAGUCUCAUCCACUCAAAGACAAACCGCGAUCCUCUCACUGAUUGGCGCUACUUGCAUUUCCAUCCCGCGACGGGGGUCGAAUAUCGCCAUGUCUCGGGGGGUGAGUACGAGAUGGUGUUGGUCCGUACUCCGGAGCGCGAAGCCUACCAGUUCACCUUCACCAUCUUUCCAGAGCUACAAGAAUACCAUCCCAAUGAUCUGAUGGUCCGUCAUCCGGAUCCUGCUAAACCUGAUCUCUGGCGUCCUUCGGCCCGUACCGACGAUAUCAUCGUCUUUCUGAAUGGCGAGAAAACCAACCCGGUCUCCAUGGAACAGCAUAUCAUCACAACGAAUCCGGAGGUCACCGGAGCUCUGGUCGCUGGCUCGCAGCGCUUCCAGGCCGUCCUGCUCGUGGAACUCGGUCUCAGCGCCAAAGCCCUAAGCAUGAGCGAGCGCGCCGCCAUCAUCGAGAAGCUCUGGCCCAGCAUCGAGCAUGCCAACACGCAAUGUCCGGCUCAUGCCCGCAUCGCAAAGAGCCAUAUCCUCUUCACCACCCCGGAGAAGCCCAUGCUUCGUGCAGGCAAGGGCACGGUUCAACGCGCCGGUACUCUUGCUCUCUAUGCCCAAGAAUUCGACGACCUGUACGCCGACGCGGACAAGUUGGCGCAGCAUGAUGCAGGUGACCUCGUCGGGCCAGGCAGCGUCGACGAUGUCACCAAAGUCGAACAAUACAUCCGAAGUGUCAUCUUGGCCAUCACGGGAUGGGAUCCAACCCUCUCCGACACCGAAAACUGGUUCAAUCUCGGCCUCGACUCCCUCCAAACCAUCACCACCACGCGCAUCCUCAAACACGGCCUCAACCUCCCCUCCCUCACUCCAAACCUCAUCUACCUCCACCCCACCAUCGCGGGAUUAGCCCACGCCGUCCAGCACCUCCACCAGCACCGCGAACAGUCCGCCGAAG